AUGCGGCCCGCCAUCCUCGCAGCAUUCAGCACCCUUCCCGCCGCUGCCAAGGCCACUUACCCUUUUGCUCCUGAGACGUUUGACGGCUCCUAUAAAGACAUCGGACUCCCCACCAUCUACGAUCUCUCCGCGACGCAGUCGACCAACUACAACGGGUCCUGGGCGACGGGUUCAUGGAUAACCAGCGUAAGCGGAGGGCAAUAUUUUGUCGUCUCGCAUUACGUGAAUGACGGAAUUCACGAUGUCUACCGGUCCUCGAUUCUUGAUUUAAGCAGCCUGAAGUACCGCUACUUCUUCCAAGCCGGCAAUGGCUCGUAUACUGCCUCGCCCCCUUCUCAUCUCAAGGCCGGCGUGGGGAAGGGCAAUGGUUUCGAAGGCAUUUCGAACGACAACUAUACCACUAUGCGUGUUCAGAGCUCGCACCCUAAUGUCACGUUCGAUCUCACCUACCAUGCAACGACAAAACCGCUCAUUAAUGGCGGCGCGGGUGUUGUGAUGCUGGGCGCCAGCGAAAGCAAGCAAUGGAGCCUCCCGGCCUGUUGGACCAAUGGUUUUCUGAUCGUUGGCGACGAGCAGAUUCCAAUUGAUCCAAAGCGCUCACUAACCUGGUAUGACCGGCAGUGGGGGACCGGUGGCCUCACAAACUGGACCUGGUAUGGCCUUCAUAUUCCCAAAACUGGCCAUGUCCUUAGUAUCUGGACAGGUGAUACAGAUGCCGACCGGGCUGCGCCAAUUACACCUGUGCGAUUUGCUACUGUUCGCAAUGCCUACGGGGCCCAGACAGUCUGUAAUAUUACUUGGAUACCAGAUCUCAGUCACAUAUUCCACUCAGAUUCCACCAACAAAAGUUAUCCUCUUGCCUGGACUGUUGAGAUCCCCAGUUAUGAUGCGAUCAUCAAAGUCAAGAGCCGCACGGAGAAUCAGUUGAAUACUGGUUCACAUGGGUCCGAACCCGAAGCUUAUAAUGGAUUUGUGACAUUCGCAGGCCAGUUCCAGGGGACAGAGACUGAGGGAUUUGGAAUAGUUGAGAUUGUGUACCUGUAG
Molecule: messenger RNA, 1044 nt
Organism: Aspergillus nidulans FGSC A4
Lineage: Eukaryota; Fungi; Ascomycota; Eurotiomycetes; Eurotiales; Aspergillaceae
Exons: 2
Coding region: 1-1044 (347 amino acids)
Source: RefSeq, a predicted model, not a curated record